Messenger RNA from Drosophila santomea, 1086 nucleotides. Its product is annotated as L-aminoadipate-semialdehyde dehydrogenase-phosphopantetheinyl transferase. The transcript has a single exon. Gene Ontology annotation, cellular component: cytosol. Bases 120 to 989 code for a protein of 289 amino acids. Gene Ontology annotation, molecular function: holo-[acyl-carrier-protein] synthase activity; magnesium ion binding. Lineage: Eukaryota; Metazoa; Arthropoda; Insecta; Diptera; Drosophilidae. The record is from RefSeq and is a predicted model, not a curated record.
CCUUUCCACUUGUGGCCAUACUGCAUCACAAUAGCGAAUUAAAAACAACAUUGCAAAGCGAAAACGCCCAGAAAACAAUGAUUAUGGAAAGCAAUUAGAUAGCUGCAAAACGCAUCGAAAUGAGUAAACACAUCUGCACCCGCUGGGCCUUUGACCUGGGCAGCUGGAGGCCCACACUUCCUCAACUGAGCCAGGCGGUGGCCCCAAUUCAACCGGAGGAACGAGCUCGGCUCAUGAAGUUCCACUUCAUCGAUGACUUUCUGUCCUCACUAAUUGGUCGCCUUCUGAUGCGGAAAUAUGUGAGCACGUGCAGCGGAUUGCAGCCGGCGGAAGUGAAGUUCGCCCGGGAUGUAAGGGGUAAACCCUACUGGGUGAGGGAGGGCUACGAUGGGCCACCUCUCAGCUUCAAUGUCUCGCAUCAGGGAAGCCUUGUUCUUUUGGCUGGCAUUACGGGAGAGAGCAGUGAUCCCGACUUCGGAAUCGGCACAGAUGUUAUGAAGAUCGAGUACAGUGGUGGCAAGUCGCUGCCGGAGUUCUUUCGCCUGAUGAAGAGCAAGUUUUCCACCGAGGAAUGGAGCUAUAUUGGAAGACCACAUCAUGAUGAGCGGGAACAGGUGAAGGCCUUCAUGCGUCACUGGUGCCUCAAGGAGGCGUACGUCAAGGAGCUAGGCGUUGGCAUUACUGUGGACCUGCAAAGGAUCAGCUUCUCAGUUGACACUACUCGAAGUUUGGAGACGGACGUUUCCCCUCUCAUCGGUACCAGCCUGCGUUGCCACGACAAACCCAUGGAGAAUUGGCAUUUCGAGGAGCAUUUACUGCAGGAGGACUACUGCGCGGCCAUUGCAUUCCGGAAUUGUUUGCCACCAGAGCAUGGAAGGUUUAAGUUCCUGCAAGUUGAGGAACUUCUUGUGAAGAGUGAAGAUUCGGAACUGGAGGAAGUGAUCGCCUACUGCCAAAAGGGUCUUCUUAAGCCCUACAAGCGAUCAUGAUGGCUAAGAACUAUGCGGAAUCUAAGCCAAGCGAACGUAGCUCCUAGAAACAGCGCUGUUAUCCCUAGAAUAAACAUGCAUUUAUAUUUUCACAAUA